This is a messenger RNA of Spodoptera litura, 1296 nucleotides long. Its product is annotated as kallikrein 1-related peptidase b3-like. The record is from RefSeq and is a predicted model, not a curated record. Gene Ontology annotation, molecular function: serine-type endopeptidase activity. Gene Ontology annotation, biological process: proteolysis. NCBI's taxonomy places the organism in Eukaryota, Metazoa, Arthropoda, Insecta, Lepidoptera, Noctuidae.
UUCAAAUUAAUAGUAUUUCAUGCUUUUAAAAUGUUUGUUUUGCAUAGUUCUAUACAUAACAGAAUGCUUUACGCUGAACCAAACAACUCCAAAUUCAGUAAAUGUAUCUGAGACAAGUACGGAGGCUUCUGGUCCAAAUACAGAAGUAUGGGUCCCUCGUGUGAUCAAUGGUGCUCCAGCUAAGUUAGGGGAGGUUCCUUAUCAGGUGGCCUUAAAGAAACUGUUGGAAGGCGAUAUCUAUAUGACUUUUUGUGGUGGAUCCAUAAUCAGCAAUAAGAAAGUGCUAACUGCUGCCCAUUGCUUUGCGGAAAUCAUACACAGUAACAAUUCACAGGCAAGUAAUUUCAACUACUAUAAUAAUAUGUUUAUUGACGAAAACUUACUGAUAAACAAAUGUGCUGUUGCUGGCUCUCUACUAAAUAAAGACAAAUACACUGGUAGUGACGUCCAAGCGCAAUGGAGGACGCUGUCAAGCGUCAAAUACCCCGAAGAAUUCAGUUUUCCCAAUUAUGAUAUAGCAGUUGUUUAUCUACGUAAGCCAUUUAUUUAUACUGACUACGUAAAACCAAUUCCGAUUCCAUCAAAAGAUUUGGAAUAUCAUGGCACUUGUUUGGUCUCAGGGUAUGGCAGAAUAAGCCAUACUAAAAAGGAGGCAAUCAGUAAUAUUCUGUUAACAGCACAGCUGGAAGUGAUACAACAAUCGACAUGCUCUAUAUUGCAAUUAAGUGCUAACAACGGUUUUGUGUGCACUAACACCCACACAUCAGAUGUUGCAAAGGGUGAUUCUGGCGGUCCUCUAGUUUGUAAAGGUACAGGAGACCCAAAAGAAACUAAGCAAGGACUAUUAGUUGGUGUAAUCAGUGGCCACGUGACAUCGUCUUACUCAUUCUUCAGUAAAGUUUCCAAAUACCUCGAUUUCAUAAAAGAUGACUUCGUGUCCUUCGCUCCGAAAAGACCAGUGAAAAAACCACCUCGUAAACGCAAGAACUCUUCUGCGUGUCUUCAAAAACCUUUAUAUCCACUUCUUGUUUUACCGCUUGUACAUACUCACAUACAUACACAUCUCUCCUUCGGUCCAUGGAGAUAGAAAGAAACCACAGAGCGCUACCUACCUUAUAAAAUCCUUAGAAGAUACUGUAGGCGGAAGGUGGAGAAGAACUCUUAUGACGCCCAUUUAUUAUUUCUUACGAGCUUCGUUUUCGUUAUUAAAAUUUUAGACUAAACUGAAAGUAUUUGCCCAUUGAAGUUAAUGUGUUAGUAUAUUAAUUGAGCAAAUAAAAUUACUCUUGCAAGUUA